AUGAUUGGUUUCCGCCCCCAAUUCUCCACACAAGACGUCCUCUUGCAACUCCACCACAACCUUCUCGAUCCGCCCACCUUCUCGGACACUAAGGCUCUCCUUAGCCUCGACCUUCACAAGGCGUUCGACAACGUCUUCCAUUUGGCUAUUCUUACCGAACUCGCCACCAUAAACCCCGGCUCUCGUACCUACCACUACAUUCGCUCCUUCCUCACAGCCCGCAUGGCCGAAAUCAUCGUGGGAGAUCUCUCGUCUCCCACGUGUGCGCUUGGAUCUCGUGGUACCCCGCAGGGCGCUGUCUUGUCGCCUUUCCUUUUCUAUCUCGCCCUUCGCUCACUUCCCGGCAAGCUCGACCGUAUCCCCGAUCUCAAACACACCCUGUACGCGGACGACGCAACUCUCUGGGUCACGUCUGGCUCCGACGGGCACAUUGAGCAGACGUUGCAACCCGCAACUGACGUCGUCACAAGUCACGUCCACGCGGCUUUUCGGGCAGCCAUUUCCAUCAAGCCGCUACCCAAGAAUAUGCUCGCGGGACACCACGACGCCUGUCGCCAAGCCCGUGCUGCCAUCUAUCACGCCAAGUACGCCGACCACCCGGCCAUCGCCUACGUGGAUGCGGCCCGAUACGCCUCGUCCGGGGACGCCUUCGCAGUCGUCUCCGUCUCGCCCUCGUCGGCACCCUCGGGGCCGGCAAUCACGGCCGCCCCCGUUCGAACGCCCUACGUAGUCGAGGCUGAGGAGGCGGCCAUCGCGUUAGCCGCCACCUCGACCGACGCCAGCGUCAUACGCUCCGACUCCAAGCACGCCAUGUCCAAUUUCGCCCGAGGUCUCGUCUCGCCUACCACCUUACGGCUCCUUCGCCCACUCCUACUGGAGGACGAACCGUGUCACAUUGAAUUGGUCUGGGUCCCCGCCCACUCGGGUCACCUCGGCAACGAGUCGGCUCACAAACACGCUCGAGGAUUCUUUGACCGAGCGGUGGGCCCCUCCGCAUCGGACGCCCCGGUGCCGAAGCCCCUGGUCACCUACCACGACAUUACCCAGCACUAUCGCCUCGAACGGUACGCCUACCCACCCCCACAUGGCAGUCUUCCCAAGCGGUCCGAGAUCACCUGA
Molecule: messenger RNA, 1119 nt
Organism: Dermacentor albipictus
Lineage: Eukaryota; Metazoa; Arthropoda; Arachnida; Ixodida; Ixodidae
Source: RefSeq, a predicted model, not a curated record